Lecanosticta acicola is the source of this 393-nucleotide messenger RNA. The record is from the annotation of a GenBank genome assembly. NCBI's taxonomy places the organism in Eukaryota, Fungi, Ascomycota, Dothideomycetes, Mycosphaerellales, Mycosphaerellaceae.
AUGAGCAACCUUCUUUCCAACGAUUCACAGCAGGCUCUCGCCAACGCAAAGCCAGAGGAGGAGAAACCACCGCAGCAGCAGCAGCAGGCGAAGGGCGCCCAUCCAACGACUCCAAGGCGCGAGCAGAAGAGGACUAUGCCCCUGAACGCCGCCUGGGCUAAUUGGGCGGAGAACGAGGGCAAGCGCCAAGACUACCUCAAGAGCGCCGAGGGAUAUGAGGAGCGCAAGAGGAACGUGGCGGAGGCGAUGAAGGAGAGGCAGGACUAUGUCCCCCGUCGGGAGGCUACAUUCAAGUUGCGUAAGUUGAACAAGGAGCCGGAGCCAGAGCCAGAGCUAAAGGCCUCCAACGCGAACGUUUUGCCUCCUCACCUGCGCCGCAAGGCUGACCAGUAG